UACAUGACAUGCUGUUCAUCGGUGGAACACGCGCAUGGCUUCCGUGAGGUGGAAAGAAAUUGGGUCGCUGUACGUAGACCGUGGAACGAAAUAGUCUGUCGCCAGCAGCUGCAACGGCAGCCACUCCUUGAAGCACGAAAAACCCAGACAUUUCUUGUUGGUUGACACCCCACGGUUACAGCGCCGCGGGAAAGACUGGGACAUCCUUCUAGAGCGUCUUCCUAUUAGGGUUUCGGCUGGGCUGCACUCGGCCUGACCUCACGUACACUCUCGCGUGACAACAAGGCAAGAAAAACCAUGGCGCUGACUCUAUUCGGAAUUGCGCUAAUAUGUGUUCUGCACACGUCGUCUGCAAAUCAGCCGCCAAAGUUUACAAAUACGAUUGACCUCACGGUAGUUUCAGAAAACACUCCUAUAGGUACAUCAAUAUUUAGGUUGGAGGGGUUCGAUCCUGAAAAAUCUCCAGUAUAUUUCGGUAUAGAGGGAACGGACCUUUUAACCGUGGACAAGGACACGGGAGUCGUCACUGUUAGAGAAAACAUCGAUCGUGAGAAAACCGAGACAAUAAGAUUCUCAGUAACCCUGCAGGACAUCGUCGGUGGGAACCACGACAACAAUAUGGUGAAAGUUCCCGUGAGCGUGAUUGUCCUUGACGUGAAUGACAAUGCCCCCAGGUUUGAGAACCAACCGUACGAAGUGAAACUAAGCGAGGAUGCGUUACCAGGACACACUGUCUUGACCGACAUUAGAGUGUCCGACGUUGACGCUGCCGGAAGCGUGCUACAAGUUCACUGCGAGUCGAACCAUCAGUCACCAGACUCUUGCGACAAUUUUGCUGUCUCCAUACUGGAAUCCAGUCCACAGCGUCUGCGUUCUGCAUUGAUACUGAGGAAGCCUGUGGAUUAUACGGAGAAACCGGUGCACGAAGUACAGUUAGUUGCGAAUGAUGGUCUGUUUAACACUACGGCUGUGGCUAUUGUCAAAGUGAUGGACGUUCAAAAUCGACCUCCCGUCUUCGUCGGACCAACAGCAGCCAUUGUGAGAGAAGACGUUCCUGUGGGAACGCUCGUACUCGUGGUAAAAGCUGUGGACGGAGAUCACGGAGUUUCACGAGCUGUACAGUACGCUCUGGUUUCCAAUCCCGAACAAUUUUUCGUAAUUAAUAAGUACACGGGAGAUAUAACAACAGCAAGACCACUUGACAGGGAAGUGCUGGGGUCUCCAAACGGAGUUGUCACAGUUACAGUGAAGGCAUCCGAAGUAGAAGGCGGCGAGGUACAGAAUGAUACAGACUCACAAACGGUAACAACAGUUGAAAUAACCAUCAGGGACGUCAACGAUGAACCGCCGACAUUUAGCCAGCCAAGCUACACUGUUAACGUCAACGAGAAUAUUCCCAACGGAAGUCCAUUGCCGAACCUCGACAUCUUCGUUCAGGACACGGACGCAGGCUCAAAUUCUGUCUUUAAUAUUGGACUCGUAGAUGCAUCUGGAAUGUUCACCGUUGAACCGACUAUAGCUACAGGGUCCACGUCUGUCAGUAUUCGAAUUGUUCGAGGGCCUUUGGAUUUUGAAAAUCCAAACCAUCGCAAAUUCAUCCUCCUGGUUGCCGCCGAGGAGGCAUUCACCAGCCCCAAGCUGUCAAGCACUGCCACUGUCACCGUGAAUGUAAUCGACGUGAACGAUAAUCCGCCCGUGUUUGACCGUGACAGCUAUUCAGCGGUGGUUGCCGAAGAUGCUCCACCGGGCAGCGUCGUCACCACGAUUGUUGCGUCCGACAGAGACAGCGGAGCGUACGGCGAAGCUGGACUCGUGUACUCGUUGCUUGGAAAUGGUGCAGAAAAGUUCUUCGUCAGUCCAUCAUCUGGAGUCGUCACCGUAGCUCCAUGUGAAACCCCAGGCAACGGCAACUGUCUCGACUUUGAAACCCGGUCGUCCUAUUUCUUGUCCUAUCAAGCGACAGAUGACAACGGGAAAGGCCAUACUGUAGUUGUACCACUUACUAUCACCUUGUCUGAUUCCAAUGAUAACCCUCCUGUCUUUGAACAAAAAGUUUACGCUGCUGCAAUUGACGAAGGAGACGUCAGGUUCGACGUACCCUUGAAAGUGCAGGCAAAAGACGCUGACGUUACAUCUUUCGUGAAAUAUAGCCUCGUGUCGGGCAACGGCUACAAUCUCUUCAGCAUAAACCCGCAAUCUGGGGAAAUAACUGUAAGCAGUCGAAGUGGACUCGACGUGUCGCUCCUCAAGACUGACGUGAUUAAGCUCAUCGUACAAGCGUCAGAUGGUGGUACAGGUAUCGACACAGCGGAGGUACAAAUCACUGUGAGGGAUGCAAACAAUAACAGUCCCAUUUUCCAAAGGCGCGAAUACUAUGCGUCGGUUGCCGAAGUGUCCCCUCCUGGCACUCUCGUGGAACAAGUAUCAGCCACAGAUGCAGACACGGGCGUCAAUGCGUUAAUAACGUAUCGCAUUCAGAAGGGAGCAUUCGAUGACUUCGUCAUUGACGGUUCCACUGGUGUUGUGUCGUUAUCACCAAACAGCAAGCUGGACUACGACAGGAGAAAACAUUACGUCAUGGAGAUAAUCGGGGUCGACAGCGGCGUCCCAGAAAAGACAGGCACAGCAACAUUAAGUGUGAACAUCCUAAACAGCAACGAUAAGAUGCCUUAUUUUCAACCAACAACUCAGCGUGCGCAAGUGUUUGAAGGCGCCGAUAUCGGUAAUACAUUUUACAAACUCAUCGCGAAAGACCCGGAUGCAAGCUCCGAGGAGUAUCUGAAAUACAGCAUUAUGGAACCAAUCACUGCAAUCGCUAAAGACGGUAGAAGCGUGAACGCAUCUGUCCAGGCUUACAAGGGCUUCUUCGGAAUUAACUCCGACACUGGCGAGAUCAGCGUGUCUUCGCCCAUAAACCGUGACAUAGCCGCGGUGGUUACUUUGAGUACGGUUGUCACGGAUGUGAGCGCCGUUCCAUAUCAAACGGGAAUAGGAACGCUCGUGGUAACUAUCGUGGAUUUAAACGAUUUUCCUCCAUCGUUUCCACCACCUUGGAGUCCCUCCCACCCAGAACUGCAUAUCACUGUUAUGGAAGAACAGCCUGUUGGAAGCAUUGUGGCAUCCUUUGUAGCCACUGAUCCAGAUUCAAAUAUCGCUAGUUAUACCAUUGAACCCGAGAGUCCAUACUUCUCUGUCGACAAGCACUCAGGUGUAGUUACCAUCAAAAGCAGAGUGGACUACGAAAAAGUCCAAGACCACGUUUUCUCCGUCGUUGUAAGAGACACUGGAAUCCCACAACUGUCUGCCAUCGCGCGCGUCACAGCAACUAUUAUCAAUAUAAAUGAUAACGACCCCAUCUUUAUCGAGAAGUCAUACCAUGCCAAAGUCCAAGAGAAUGCGCCACAAGGAACAUUCGUGACCCAAGUCAAGGCAAACGACAUAGAUACUGGAGAAUUUGGUGUGGUUUCGUAUUCUCUGCUUGGAGAACGAAGUCCUGACUUCAGUGUUGACGACCGAGGUGAAAUAAGAGUGGCCGGAUCAGCCAACCUUGAUCGGGAACUGACGAUGUCGAUUACGCUUCAAGUUGUUGCUACCGAUAUGGGACAGGAUGUGUCGACACGAAGAUCAGUUUCAGUCCCGGUAUAUCUUACGCUACUCGAUGACAACGACAGCCCUCCCGUGUUUUCCAAGAAAACGUACGAGGCUUCAUUUGUGGCGAACAGCCCGCUGGAAUCUGCGCACAGCAUUGUACAAGUAUCAGCUACAGAUGCAGACGAAGGAAUAAACGCGGCCAUUCGCUACUCCAUACUGGCAGGAAAUGAGCACGGACAAUUCGCGGUCAAUCCGAAAACGGGAGUGGUUUAUCCUGUCACUGCGCUGGACGGACAUAAGAAAGAAUACCGCCUGAGCCUCGAAGCACGUGAUGGUGACGGAGAAGGUCCAAACACGGACACCUGUGUCAUUGUCAUCAGGCUCAUCGAAAUAAACCUCGACAAGCCUCACUUCAUAACACCUGCUCUUCCAAAUGCCACGGUGGAAAUCCUAGAAAAUCAAACGGGUUCCAACGUCCCCAUAUUAACGGUUGCGGCCGUGGACAGUGACCGUGGAGAUAAUGGUAGAUUGUCGUACUUCUUCAAACUUGGAGACCGAAACGUAAAGGAAACUGACGAGUUCGUAAUCGACGCCGUCACCGGGGAAAUAAAAAUGAAAGUAGGCCUAGACAGGGAGACGAGACCCAGAUAUGAGCUCGUGCUGGUGGCACGUGACCACGGGUCUCCGAGUCAGUUCGAAACGUUGCGCUUCUUGACGGUGGUGCUCAAAGACAUAGACGACAACGUACCAUUAUUCCCCAGGACGCCGUCGACCACUCCCUACGUAUUCCAUGUAAAGGAGAAUCUCAACACGGGAUUUCAUGUGGGCCAGGUCACUGCCGUGGACAAUGACGUUGGCGAAAACGCUAUGGUCUACUAUUACAUCAUUGAUGGAAACUGGCAUAACAACUUCGUCAUCGACAAGCUCCACGGCAUCAUCUACUCGAAUACUUCAUUUGACCGUGAAGAAAAAAACACGUACGAGAUGGUUGUCAAAGCGACUAGCAACCCUGAUUAUAUGGUCUACAACCGGCAAGACGACGGCCUACUCCCCAGCAUGAGGACGUACAGCGAGUCCGACAGGACGGUAGCCCUUGUGCAUGUCAUAGUGGACGAUGUCAACGACAAUCCACCAGUAUUCGUCAAUGCUCCCUAUUACUCAGGUCUUCGAUUCACCGCUGUCGAGGGCGAUACUGUUUUCACGGUGAAAGCAGUAGAUGCGGACGAACACCGCAAGAACGACACGUCAGUGGAGUACCGCGUCGAAUACGUGACAUUAUUCUUGCCCGGUGCGAAGGGUGGAAUUCGUCCUAUCCCGGCUUCGUUCAAUAUAUCGCAAGAUGGUCGAGUAUGCGCGACACACCCCAUGGCACAAUACAGUCAGGCUCGUUUCGUAAUCGCUCUGGAAGCCAAGGAAACGGAGCCUCCUCACAGAGCAGCGCACACCGCACUGAAGGUUUGGGUGUACGAACCUGAUCAGUUAGUGAGGGUUGUCAUUGCACAACCACCGCAAGAUGUCUACACCGAGCAGAGAGAAGUCGCAGCACUGCUGUCAAAUGCAACCGGAGGAACUGUCGUUAUUGACAACCUAAAGUACCACGUCAGUGACAAAGGAAAACUAAUGAAGACCUGGACGGACCUCUACAUACACGUGUUGGACGAGAACGACAAGGUCAUUCAGACUCCCAAAGUGCUGGAGGCUGUGGACUCCAACUCUAAGCUCGUGAAAUUUCAGAAUCCGGAGCUGCAGAUUCACAACAUACUGCCUGCUCAUAGUGGCGUGACAAAAGAAGAAUUCGACCUCGCCUUAGCUGUUCUCAUUGCGAUGCUCGUGGUCAUUUUCAUCGGAGUAAUUACCAUGAUGGUGUGCUGCAGGUGCUUGCGUUCGUGGUACGCUUUAAAAGUAAAAGAGGCAUUUGUACGCCAGGAUGAUGUACAGCCCGUUACGACAACCGAAAAUCCACUGUGGACAGAGCAGAAGCUCAAGAUUUACGAAGAGCAGGAACUCAGCAUGAGUGUUGCACCGGACAACAUCGUAACAACGGAAGCCGACAUCGCGGCUUUCAACUUUAACGACGAUACGAACAGCGCACUGUAUGCUACACUACGCAGAAGUAGCAUUGGCUGCGCUACAACGGAUCCGAGGAAUGACUACGCCACAUUGAAUGGCCAGCAGUCCAACAGCAACGCUAUGAAACGUCAAAGGACACCAGACCCCAUAGAAAAUCACGAGUACCACGAACUGCGUCACAACAAUGCACAGCCGUCUGGAGACACAACACCAUUCAGCACGUUUCGACCACCAGAUCGAUCUUCAAAGGCUGCCAAGAACAGUCCGUCCCACCAGCGAAACACCAGUGGUGAUAAUGAGCCAGUUCUAAUAGCCGAACUCUUGUAGCGACGGGUUACGGUAAAGUGUGCCAAAAAUGACAGUAACUCGAUUCGCUUCCGGCCCCCUUUCCCCCCUCAGUUCAACGCAGUUCAGGUGGAAAAGACAUAGAGUCUCCAUAGGAAGACAUGCUCUUGAGCGGUUGAUGAACGCCUUCGUUGUGAAGAGAAACUUCAGCGCUUCGUUGUUGAGCGCUUAACGCAUGAAGAGGUAUUCUAUUAGCAUAUUUAUUUUGCUUAGCAAUGUACAUAUCAAGACGCCUCAAGGAGGACUCCAGCAAGAAUAACCGGGGGGCGUGACAACGCCGCCGAACUGCAAGAUGCCUGGGUUUUAAUAAUAAACGGUGAUGAUGUGGAGUCAGA
Messenger RNA from Ornithodoros turicata, 6341 nucleotides. Its product is annotated as cadherin-87A-like. The transcript is spliced from 46 exons. The record is from RefSeq and is a predicted model, not a curated record. Gene Ontology annotation, molecular function: calcium ion binding; cadherin binding. Bases 298 to 5988 code for a protein of 1896 amino acids. Gene Ontology annotation, cellular component: adherens junction; plasma membrane; catenin complex. Lineage: Eukaryota; Metazoa; Arthropoda; Arachnida; Ixodida; Argasidae. Gene Ontology annotation, biological process: cell-cell adhesion mediated by cadherin; multicellular organism development; calcium-dependent cell-cell adhesion.